This is a messenger RNA of Closterium sp. Naga37s-1, 510 nucleotides long. NCBI's taxonomy places the organism in Eukaryota, Viridiplantae, Streptophyta, Zygnematophyceae, Desmidiales, Closteriaceae. The record is from the annotation of a GenBank genome assembly.
AUGCCCUAUGAGCCCCUUCCUUCACUCUUCCCAGGCACUCUUGAGGAGGAGGUGGAGGAGGAGGAAGUGGUCGCACCUCCUGCUAUGCCCUACGUCCUUACCUCAGUUCCCACCCCACCUCCUCCUACGGUGUAUCCUCGUGUGGGGGGGACAGUGGUGCCACCGUCUGUGGUGAACACCGACGGGCAGCGCCUUGUGACUGAGCAGCUGCAGGACGAGAGCAUCAUGGAUGGAGUGCAGCAGAGUGGGGGGCAGGAGAUAUGGGAGCAGAAGACAGGGGAGCAGCAGACAGGGGAGCAGCAGAUAGGGGAAGAGCAGAUUGGGGAGCAACAGAUGGUGGACCAGCAGCCAAGGAAGCAGCAGACAGGGGAGCCGCAGACAGGGAGCAAAAGAUGUGGGGAAUUAGAGAUGGUGGUCGUGUGUUGGUUUCUGGGAGGAUCACUGCACCGCUGCGUCGCUCCACUCGCAUCACUUGUGGUGUCCCGCCUGUUAAGUAUGCUUGGGCAGUAG